Messenger RNA from Trifolium pratense (red clover), 1018 nucleotides. Its product is annotated as VQ motif-containing protein 8, chloroplastic-like. Gene Ontology annotation, cellular component: nucleus. The transcript has a single exon. The record is from RefSeq and is a predicted model, not a curated record. NCBI's taxonomy places the organism in Eukaryota, Viridiplantae, Streptophyta, Magnoliopsida, Fabales, Fabaceae. The coding region runs from base 130 to 726 and encodes 198 amino acids.
CAAACCAAAUUUCUAUUUUCUAUCUUCAUUUAGCAAACAAUAUAUACCUUUCUUUUUCAUAUACAUAUCUUACAAAUUUCAAUUUGUUGCAAUAAUAUUAUUGAGUUUGAUUAAUUAUAUUUCCAAAAUAUGAAGCCUACUUCAAAUUUGCAUGGUCUUAAUUAUGAUCAACAAAAGAAGAUAAUCCUCAAUGGUCCUCGUCCUUCACCUUUGAUGAUUCAAAAGCCUAAUUCAUCUCACAAACCACAAAGGGUACUUCCUAUAAUCAUUUACACUCAAUCACCAAAGAUUAUUCACACAAAAGCACAAGAUUUCAUGGCUCUUGUUCAAAGACUCACAGGCAUGUCUCCUACCAAUCAACUACUGCCACGUCAGCAUGGAUUAUCUGAAAAUAAUUUUGAUUCUUCUUUUUCAGAUGGAUCAAACAAUAUUGGUGAUGAAACUACUUCAACAAUUAGCUCAAUUGUUAAGAGGGAACAUAUUAAUAUUAAUGAGAGUUGUGAGAAGGGGGGUGUAACUAGUAAUGUUGAUGAUCAACAAUAUUAUAGUCCUAAUAAUAUGAUGAAUUUUGCUGAUAUGCCAUUAUACACACCAACUUCCUAUGAUUUCUUUUGCUCUAAUUCAUCUAGACCAGUUUAUCAAUUUUCUGAUUCUCCAUAUGGAAUUUUGGGAAGUUUGAUAUCUCCUUCUGGAUUGGGAUUCAUCCAAGAUCUACCUGAAUAUUAAUUCAUUUUGGUUCAUAUGGUUGUUGUUCAUUUUGUGUGCUAUAUAUAUUAGGCUAGUUUCUUAAUUAUUUUUUCAUAUUUUAUUUUUGUAAAGUUUGUUGUAUUAAUUAGUUUCAUGGAGUUGAUGUGCUAUCACACAGGCAACCAUGAAAUUGACAUGAAUUACCUAGGAGAUUUAAUUCAUUCUUUUGGACAUAAAAGAUUAGCACAAGAUUGUUAAUUUGGUUUUGUAGUUACCCUCAUUUUCAUGUUGUAUUCUAUUUAUUUCCAUGUUUCUUUCUUGUUGCAGAAAA